AUUGCUUUCGUGGUACGAUAGAAUUGUGAACAGUCAAUUCAAUACUUAAAGAAAAGAGGUCAAGUUGUCAUUCACAGAGUGGGUUUAACAGUACAGCACUACAGCAGAGGAGUAUACUGUAGUCAGAGAAAACAGAAUAAACUCUGAGUUUCAGACCGACCAAUUUCUCUGUAAUGCCCGGCGUGCUGGAAAAUUGAACCUUUCUCACCGGGAGAACUUCAGGGCAGCAUGGGAGUGUACUAGAUCCUUCUGCUCAGGAUGAUUUCUGGGUUUUGAGGAGCAGAAGUUUGUGUUCAAAAAAACAAACUUUUUUACUGAGGUUAAGAGCUGAAAUUGUGGUAAAAUUAGCAGCUUUCCCAAAUCCCAGUUUUGAUUCUCAGGAAUCCUUCUAAGUGAGAUAAUUUAUGGUGUGAUGGGUGUGGCUUUGUGGAGAUUGCUGUCUCACUGAUGUGCCAGUGUUUAUUAUAUUGUGAAACCCAUUGUAGAAAACAUAUAGGAUAUCUUUAACACUACCUUGUUCUGUCAUGAGGUAGAAUUGCAGCUUCCAUACUUGUCUUUGUUCAUUUUAUUUGUCCAUAAGUUUUCCUUUCCUUAGCUGAAUUCCAUUUGGAUGUGAGGAAUUAACUAUGUCUUUAAUUUCAGAAAAGAGUAUGGUUCCAUCAAGAUUUCUUUCAUGCCUAAUAGCCAUAUCUUUGUUUCUUAUAAUCACCUCUUCUUUGGCCCUCCUUCAUUUCAAUACCAGUUCUUUCCUACCCAGAUCAGUUUUCCAGUUAAUUCUCGUUAACAAUAGUACUUCGGGUUUUUGGAAUUCAAACAUUAGUGGUGGGGAAAUUGGAACGCCUUUGUUUCCUUCUGAAAAUGUUAAAAACUCAGAGGCGGUUCGCUCGACCCCCUCUUCCAAUAACAGCCUGGGUAGUCAAGAACCUAAUAGAAAGUGUGAAGUGAAUCGGGCUCUUCUUCGAGUUUAUAUGUAUGACCUGCCUCCUGAAUUUCACUUUGGGCUGUUAGGUUGGAAGGGAAGUAAGGACAAAAUGUGGCCUAAUGUCAAUGAACCAAGCCAAAUUCCACGAUAUCCUGGUGGCUUAAACUUACAGCAUAGCAUAGAAUAUUGGCUCACACUUGACCUAUUAUCAUCGAAUAUCCCAACUAUUGCUAGGCCAUGCACGGCUGUCAGAGUGCAAAAUUCAACUGAAGCGAACGUCAUAUUUGUGCCGUUUUUUGCUUCUCUGAGUUACAAUCGGCAUUCUAAGAUUCAAGAAAAGGAAAAGAUCAGUACUGACAGGCUGCUGCAGAAGAAACUGGUUGAAUUCUUGAAAAGUCGGGAUGAAUGGAAGCGAUUUGGGGGUAGGGAUCAUCUGGUUGUGGCUCACCAUCCCAAUAGUAUGUUGGUUGCGAGGAAGAGCCUGGGUUCUGCCAUGUUUGUACUUGCAGAUUUUGGAAGAUAUCCAGUCGAGAUAGCAAAUAUUGAAAAGGAUGUCAUUGCUCCUUACAAACACAUGGUAAAGACUAUAGGUGCUGGGAAUUCACGCUCGUUUAAAGAGCGACCUAUACUGAUCUAUUUUCAAGGAGAGAUAUACAGAAAAGAUGGUGGAGCUAUUCGUCAAGAUUUAUACUACCUUCUCAAAGAUGAGAAAGGCGUGCACUUCAAGUUUGGAAGUACUCAAUCAAAUGGUGUUGUCUCGGCUAGCCAAGGAAUGUCUUCAUCAAAAUUCUGUCUGAAUAUUGCCGGGGACACUCCCUCCUCGAAUCGACUCUUUGAUGCCAUUGCUAGUCACUGUGUCCCGGUGAUAAUUAGCGAUGAGAUUGAGCUGCCAUAUGAAGACGUCCUUGAUUAUUCUGAAUUCUGCAUUUUUGUCCGAGCUUCGGAUGCUGUAAGGAAGGAUUACCUUCUGAAUCUUCUUGGAGGAAUCCGAGAAGACAAGUGGACCAAAAUGUGGAAAAGGCUAAAAGAGCUCACCAUACAUUUUGAAUACCAGUACCCAUCCCAACAUAACGACGCUGUGGAUAUGAUUUGGCAGGCAGUUUCAAGAAAGAUAUAUUCUAUACAACUGAAGGCUCAUCAUGAUAACAGAUACCAUAGAUCAGAGCUCUUUUUAAAGAAACAAUGAUGAACGUUCCAAAGAUUGUAUUAUCUAUGACAGAUAUCAGCUCCAGGUUAGGCUUUACCUUAUAGAACACUAUCAUCUGUAUUUUUAUUACCAUUACUAGACUCUAGUAAAAGAAAUUAAAAAUAAAAGUAAAAAUUCUUAUUAUGAAGCUUAAAUAUGACUUUUCUGCUUUAGCA
This is a messenger RNA of Ipomoea triloba (trilobed morning glory), 2284 nucleotides long. RefSeq names its product probable arabinosyltransferase ARAD1. NCBI's taxonomy places the organism in Eukaryota, Viridiplantae, Streptophyta, Magnoliopsida, Solanales, Convolvulaceae. The coding region runs from base 627 to 2108 and encodes 493 amino acids. Gene Ontology annotation, molecular function: glycosyltransferase activity. The transcript is spliced from 3 exons. The record is from RefSeq and is a predicted model, not a curated record.